GCCCCGCCAUGGCGCCGCUGGCGGACCUGUACCAGGUGUCCAUGGCCUACGGGCACUGGCGGGCCGGGCGACACCGCGCCCCGGCCGCCGCCGAGCUCUUCUUCCGCCGCCCUCCCUUCCGCGGCUCCUUCGCGCUCGGCGCCGGCCUGGCCGAGGGGCUGCGGGGGCUCCGAGCCUUCCGCUUCUCCGCUGCCGACGUCGCCUACCUGCGCUCUGUCCUGCCCAGCACCAUCGACGACGCCUUCUUUGACUACCUGGCCACCCUGGACGCCUCCGAGGUGACCGUCACCGCCAUUCCCGAGGGCUCCGUCGUCUUCGCCAGGGUGCCAUUCCUGCAGGUGAAGGGGCCGCUCCUGGUGGUGCAACUGCUGGAGACCACCUUGCUGUGCCUGAUCAACUACGCCAGCCUGGUGGCCACCAACGCUGCCAGAUUCCGUCUCCUCGCCGGCCCGGACAUGAAGCUCAUAGAGAUGGGGCUCCGCCGCGCGCAGGGGCCGGAUGGAGCCCUCUCAGCAUCCAAAUAUUCCUACAUUGGGGGCUUCGACUGCACCAGCAACAUCCUGGCGGGAAAACUCUACGGAAUUCCCGUGCGCGGCACCAUCGCCCACUCCUUCAUCAUGUCCUUCAGGUGCCUGGAGGAGGUGCAGCCACGGGAGCUGCCACCUCGGGCUGGAGGAGAUCCCGUGGAUCUGGCCGGCCUGGCUGUGUCCUGGCUGCAGCGGGUUUGUGACCUGCUCCAGACUCCUCCCAGCAAGGCCAACCAGGGUGAGCUGGCCGCCUUCGUGUCCUAUGCUGUCACCUUCCCCUGUGACUUCCAGGGAUUACUGGACACCUAUUGUGUCAGGAGGAGUGGUUUGCCCAAUUUCUGUGCCGUGGCCUUGGCACUGCACCAGCUGGGAUACCAGGCCAUCGGAGUGCGCCUGGACAGUGGGGACCUGGCCCAGCAAUCCAAGGAAAUCCGGGGAGUGUUCCAAGCCUGCGGAGCUCACUUCCAGGUGCCCUGGUUUGGGACCAUCCCCAUCGCUGUCAGCAACGACAUCAGCGAGCAGAGCCUGGAGGAGUUCAGGAGGGAGGGGAGCGAGAUCAACAUGAUCGGCAUCGGGACCAACCUGGUGACGUGUCCCCUGCAGCCAUCGCUGGGCUGUGUCUACAAGCUGGUGGAGGUCAAUGGCUCCCCGUGCCUGAAGCUGACGGAGGAUGAGGAGAAGAUGACAAUCCCGGGGAUGAAGACAAUCUAUCGGCUCUAUGACGCUGCUGGUCACCCCUUCAUGGACCUCAUGGCCCUGGAAGAGGAGCCAUCACCCAGUGCGGGGCAGGAGCUGGGGAUCCGUGUCCUGGGGCGGCUUGAGGAGACCACCAAGGUCAUUCCCACCACCGUGGAGCCCCUCCAUCGCACCUACUUCAGGGAUGGCCAGGUGUGUGAACCCCUGCCCAGCCUGCCUGAGGUGAGGACCCAUGCCCAGGUGUCCCUCAGCCUGCUCAGCCCCGCUCACCGCCGGCUCCACGAACCACAGCCCUACCCGGUGGCCGUGACGGAAAGGCUGCACCAGCUCUUCCUGGAGCUGCGCCAGGGCAGCCUCUGAGCGGGUCCCUGCUCAUCCCCAGCUCCUGCUCCGCUCUUUUUUGGGAAGCCCAGGUGCCUCGUUAGGAAUUAAUGGCUCUAAUUUAGACUUUUCCUCUGCCGGGUGCUAACCCAAGGAACCUGCAGGAACUUGGGAGAGCACCCUGGGGUCCCAGUAGGGAAGCUGGGAACACAGGGAUGGGGAAGGCAGAGCUGUCCCUGCAUCCCCUGGAAGUGACAGUCCUGUGCCCAGCUUGGUGGCCCUGCCAGCCUUGUGCCUUAUCUUGGUGGCUCUGCCACCCUUGUGCCUUCUUUGGUGGCCCUGCCAGCCCUGGAGCUCCUUGGUGGCACUAGAACAAAGUCUGGAGUGCCACCAAAAGGGUGACAUGGGACAACCCAUGACAGACACUCUUUGCUUUGGCAAUUCCAAGCUUCAUCUCUGUGGCCACAUUCCAACUCUUUCCAUUCCGGCCAAAUUCCCUGGGAUGUGGUGGUUGGCUCCAGGUUGAUCCCAGCUCCAGGGGUUGAUCCCAGCUCCAGGUUGCCACCUGCACUCUCUAACCCCUGUUCCCACAGGAAACGUGGCUCUAACCCACACUGAGCUUCAGACUAAGCAAAAAAAUUAAAAUAAAGGCCUUUUCCCAC
Onychostruthus taczanowskii (white-rumped snowfinch) is the source of this 2206-nucleotide messenger RNA. It is a transcript of the gene NAPRT, whose product is annotated as nicotinate phosphoribosyltransferase. The coding region runs from base 9 to 1583 and encodes 524 amino acids. The transcript has 13 exons. NCBI's taxonomy places the organism in Eukaryota, Metazoa, Chordata, Aves, Passeriformes, Passeridae. The record is from RefSeq and is a predicted model, not a curated record. Gene Ontology annotation, biological process: NAD+ biosynthetic process. Gene Ontology annotation, molecular function: nicotinate phosphoribosyltransferase activity.